AUGUUGCUGGUGACGGUUGGGAUGGUCUCAACUGUGACAUUGUUGAAGGUGGCUGUAAUUCCAUACGUUGUGAAUCUCACUCUUUCCACUGUUCCUUACCUCUGGAUCUCAUUCAGAAGCUGUUUAUCUCCUCUGUAUAUCUAUAUAUUCCUCAACUUCAUCAUCAUCACUAUUGCUGCUUCUUCUUUCCAACACCCAAACCAGAAGAAUCUCUUUUCUUCUUCACCUUCUUCAUCUUCCAAGAUCAAGAAACAGCUAAUCCAGUCAGAGCAAAGCAAGGUUCAAAACGAUCAAAUCAAUUGGAACAGCUUCCAUAUUUCCCAAGAAGAAGAUCAAGAAAAACACUGUAUUUCAGUUUCUACAGAGGAAGCCAUUUCGAUAACUCCACCUGAUCCUGUUGGUAUUUCGACUUUCGCCGACGAUCCAUUACAGGAAACGGACAGCGGAGAAAACCCAAUGAUAGAUUCCGGCGAGAUUCCAACCGAGAAGCCUGAGGUGGAGGACGAAUUCGAUGACACGCUCGAAGCAACUUGGAAAGCCAUAACUGAAAAACAGAGCAAGCCAAAGUGUCGGCAGCUUAAGAAGAGCGACACGUGGGAUGUGUCUCCCCGGGUGGUAGGAAUCAAACCGGAGGUGGAAAAUCCGGCGGCGUGGGCUCGCGGGGAGCUGAAGAAGUCGGAGACUUUCACCGACAGGGUCACGAUAAUAAGGGAGAAGCCGAUGAGCCAAGAAGAGCUGUAUCAGAGAGCAGAGGAGUUCAUCAAGAAAUUAAAACAGGAUAUGAGGUUGCAGAGGCAAGAAUCCGAUCAGCGUUUCAGGGAAAUGGUCAAUCGAGGUCUUUGA
Messenger RNA from Ziziphus jujuba (common jujube), 843 nucleotides. RefSeq lists its product as uncharacterized. NCBI's taxonomy places the organism in Eukaryota, Viridiplantae, Streptophyta, Magnoliopsida, Rosales, Rhamnaceae. The record is from RefSeq and is a predicted model, not a curated record. The transcript has a single exon. Bases 1 to 843 code for a protein of 280 amino acids.